Messenger RNA from Neopsephotus bourkii (Bourke's parrot), 662 nucleotides. Its product is annotated as feather keratin Cos1-1/Cos1-3/Cos2-1-like. Gene Ontology annotation, molecular function: structural constituent of cytoskeleton. NCBI's taxonomy places the organism in Eukaryota, Metazoa, Chordata, Aves, Psittaciformes, Psittacidae. The transcript has a single exon. The record is from RefSeq and is a predicted model, not a curated record. Gene Ontology annotation, cellular component: intermediate filament. Bases 244 to 549 code for a protein of 101 amino acids.
AGCGGGGCUGUGGUAGCGCAGGGCUGGGAGCUGCUUGUGCUGGGAGAGGGAAGGGGAGAGAAGGGCUUGUGCAGAGAGAGGCUGGGACUGAGCUGAGCUGGCUGCUGGGCUUGGAGGUGCUCAGCGUGUGCUGGGCCGGGAGGUGCCUUGGCUUGCCCAGGCUUGGGUGCAGAGCUGCUGCUCCCGUGUCCCAUCCUCUGCUUGCCCCUGCCCUGUGUCCAGGUGAAGCUCCAGCAUCCAGACAUGUCCUGCUGCAACCCGUGCGUGCCCUGCCAGCCCUGCGGCCCGACCCCGCUGGCCAACAGCUGCAAUGAGUGCUGUGUCAGGCAGUGCCAGAGCUCCACCGUCGUCAUUGAGCCUUCCCCCGUGGUGGUGACCCUGCCCGGCCCCAUCCUCAGCUCCUUCCCUCAGAACACCGUUGUGGGCUCCUCCACCUCCGCUGCCGUUGGCAGCAUCCUCAGCUGUGAGGGAGUGCCCAUCAACUCCGGGGGCUUCGACCUCUCCUGCAUCACCAACCGCUACUGCGGCACCAGCUGCAGACCCUGCUAAAGCUGCUGCAGGUGCCCCACUGAAGGACACCAGGAACCCAGGAGAUGGUAAUGGACUGAGCACGGACAUCCCGGCCAUUGCUCUCAGCGGCACUGAGCAUCCAUGGCUCCACC